AGGAGACCGGUGCUUUGGCCAGCAGUGCUUCUCGGCCCUCUCCGUCCAGAACGCCAUGUCCGUCCAGCAGAAGGGAUGCAUUGUGGGGCGGGGCGAGGAGUCCAUAAAUUGCGAAAGCCCCCCAUCCCAUAAUCUGACGGUGGAGUGCUGCCAUGGCGACCUUUGUAACAUGAAUGUCACAAUGGCAACACCAGCGAGAGGUGACACAUUGUUCUCAUUGGAUUAGAGUCAUCGCACACAAGCUUUUAUCCCUCCUUCAACCUAGGCUUAGCACUAGCAAUGUGCUGAGUCAUAAACAUUUCCACUACCGAUACCUACCUACCUAAGCAGCACAUGACCACUUUGCACAUAGAUUUAGCUAAUGACACAUUUACAUUGUUCAAUUGCGUCAAGGCCAGUUGGGUACAUAAGUGAAAUCCGUGCAUAAACAAAACUCCUGGAAGAGUUGUUAUAUUCUCCUAAAUGAAUGAGAAUUACAAGCAUUCAUGGAUUUCUCUGAUCUCCCUCUCCUUUUUUUUAACAGAUGAGGAAGUGAUGCCUGUCUUGCAAGACAAUGAGUGUGUGUGUGAGGGGCGGUCGUGUGAGGGCUUAGAGCGCUGUACGGGCCAGCAGUGUUUCUCCUCUGUGAAGAUCAGUGACGGGUUUGUGGUUCCCCAGAAGGGCUGCCUUCAGGAUGACGACCAGGGGAGAGCCACCUGCGCCACCCCUCCCUCUCCCAGCCACAUAGUCAAGUGUUGCCACGGGCACCUGUGUAACCUGAACAUCACUGUGGAAGCACCAGUGAAAGGUAACCCACCACCCUGUUUUCACUGAAAUCAUUACUGUAAUUUUUUAUAAUCAUGGCUUCACUGAAGGUCCAUCUCACUUCUUUGUUUCAUGAUUCAUUUAGAUUUAAUUAAUGAUUAGAGGUACAGAAAUUCCUUAAAGCAGCAAUCAGCAGUUGAAACAAUAACAAAGAGUAUCCCUGCCCAUGUUUCGGUAAAUAACUGCGGGAUGGGGCUGGAGAAAUGUUACCACUCUCAAAUUCAUAGACAGAGCUAUAGGAUGCAAGGACUGACCAUCCAUGGUAUCACAAUUCUAUUAUUAUUAUAUAAUUUUUUGAGGCUAUAUAGUGUUUCUUCACAUUUAUUUUGUUUACAAACAGGAAAGCAAAUGUUAGAAUGGGGAAUAACUUGCUCCUGGGUGAAGUGUCCCCUAAGUACAGAUCUAGGAUCAGCUUCCAUCACCCAAUCCUAACCUUAACCAUUAGUGGGAAAUAUUCAAAGUUUACCCAAGAUCAGCGUCUAGGAGCAACUUCACCCUACUCUGUCUUUCUGUUACCUGUCCAGAGGAUAAAGUGAAGUCUGCCGGCGAGCACGAGUGUGUGUGCGAGGGGCGCUCGUGUGUCACCGGGCCGCGCUGUAUGGGCCAGCACUGCUUCUCCAGUCUGACGGUCAGCGACGGAGACCUGGCCUACCAGAAGGGCUGCUUCAAGGUGUACGAGCAGAGCAGGAUGACCUGCAAGACGCCGCCCUCCCGCGACCAGAUCGUUGAGUGCUGCCAGGGCCACCUGUGUAACAUGAACAUCACUGUGGCGCUGCCUGUC
Molecule: messenger RNA, 1585 nt
Organism: Coregonus sp. 'balchen'
Lineage: Eukaryota; Metazoa; Chordata; Actinopteri; Salmoniformes; Salmonidae
Source: the annotation of a GenBank genome assembly